This is a messenger RNA of Hordeum vulgare subsp. vulgare (domesticated barley), 1692 nucleotides long. Its product is annotated as UDP-glycosyltransferase 87A1-like. The coding region runs from base 153 to 1526 and encodes 457 amino acids. Gene Ontology annotation, molecular function: UDP-glycosyltransferase activity. The record is from RefSeq and is a predicted model, not a curated record. The transcript has 2 exons. Lineage: Eukaryota; Viridiplantae; Streptophyta; Magnoliopsida; Poales; Poaceae.
AGAUUCGGCGAGAAUGCGCGUCUCCUAGUCAAAUGGCGGGCCGGAAUCCCCAUGUCCACAGCUCACUGGAACUCUGCUUCGAGCCUCCGAUCCCCGCCUAGCAAGCUACGACCUCAAGAGAGUAGGAGGCCGCCGCGCGGAGCCGCUGACCAAUGGACUCCGCGGCCGCGCCGCCGUGCCACGUCCUGGCCGUGCCGUACCCUGGCCGCGGCCACAUCAACGCGAUGCUGAACCUGUGCCGCCUCCUCGCCGCCCGGGGCCGCGUCUCCGCCACCGUCGUCGUCACCGAGGAGUGGCUCGGCCUGCUCGGUAGCGAGCCCGCGACGUCGGGCGUCCGCCUGGAGGCCAUCCCCAACGUCGUCCCCUCCGAGCACGGCCGCGCCGCCGACAUGGUCGGGUUCGUCGAGGCCGUGUACACCCGGAUGGAGGCUCCCUUCGAGCGCCUCCUCGACCGGCUCGGGGCCGCGCCCGCGGCCAUCGUCGCCGACACGUUCGUGCCCUGGACGGUGCGCGUCGGCGACCGGAGGGGCGUCCCGGUGUGCGUCCUCUCGCCGCUCAGCGCCACCAUGUUCUCAGUGCAGUACCACUUCGACCGCCUUCCCGUGGCCUCCGGUGGCACCGCUCCUCCGGUGUCUGACAACUCAGAUGGCAAUGAUUCUUGUCUGAUUGAGAAGUACAUUCCUGGCCUCAAAUCUGUCAGGCUAACCGACCUUGAGCCCACACACUCCAACAAGAUAGUGCUGAACCAGAUCGUGGAAGCAUAUCGUCAUGUCAGAAAAGCACAGUGUGUCAUCUUCACCUCCUUCUACGAGCUCGAGAGCGAUGCCAUUGGCUCCCUAAGGCGAGAGCUCCCCUGCCCUGUGUUUGCCGUUGGCCCUUGCAUCCCCUUCAUGGAACUCCAGGAGAACAAUGCCAUUUCAGAAGAAGAGCAAGGCUACAUGGCUUGGCUGGAUGCGCAGCCGGUGAACUCAGUGUUGUAUGUAUCACUCGGCAGCUACCUCUCGGUGUCGUCCGCUCAGCUCGACGAGAUCGCCAUGGGCCUGGCCCAGAGCAAGGUCAAGUUCCUGUGGGUGCUCCGCAACGCGGGCUCCCACAUGCAGGAAUUGGUCGGUGGAAGCGACGGUGUGGUCAUCCAGUGGUGUGACCAGCUCAAGGUGUUGUGCCAUCCUUCCGUUGGUGGAUUCUUCACCCACUGCGGCAUGAACUCGACGCUCGAGGGGCUGUACGCCGGCGUGCCGAUGCUGACUCUCCCGAUAGCUUUCGACCAGCCGAUAAAUAGCCGGCUUAUCGUCGACGAGUGGAAGGUUGGGUACGGCCUGAAGGAGAAGAUCCGAGACGAUGGCAUCAUCGGAAGAGAGGAGAUUGCUGAAGGUGUUAAGACGCUCAUGAAUUGUGAUGACGUAGAGGGCACGAGGAGGAGGGCUUCACUGAUGAAACAAGCUUCUCGCGCCGCGGUUGAAGUGGGUGGUUCAUCGGACAGCGAUAUCACGUCUUUGAUCAAUUACAUUUCACAGUUCAGUGACUGAAAUGGUGUUAGAAACUGCGAAAUAAAAGUAGGAUGUUCAUUUGAGCAAUGUAUUGACUGUAGCUACAUCUACAUUUGAGAGUGAACUCAAUUUUCUCCUGAAAAGGAGGAGAGAUGUAAUUGUCUGUAGCUACAUCUACAUUUGAGAAUGAACUCAAUCAGUAUUC